AUGUUCAAAACGGCACAAGAGGCGGCUCGCAAAGAUAUUGAACGGACAUUUGGUGUUCUCAAAAGAAAAUGGCAUAUCAUUGAUCGACCGUUUCGAAAACAGUCACUAGGAACAAUUAGGAACUUGGUGUAUGCGUGUGUGAUUCUGCACAACACGAUCAUUCAGGAUAGUGGUCGUGCGAUUUGCCCAGUUCAUAUAGGAGAUCCAGUUGUCCGCCCAAGUAGUCAUCGGGACGCCUUACCGGAGAUACAGGACGAGGAGACACAUUUCCGUCUCCGGUAUGAUCUGACAGAGCAUCUGGCGGGUCUAAACUUACCAUACCUCCAGCCCAACGAUGAUGAAUAG
Erigeron canadensis is the source of this 345-nucleotide messenger RNA. RefSeq lists its product as uncharacterized. The coding region runs from base 1 to 345 and encodes 114 amino acids. The record is from RefSeq and is a predicted model, not a curated record. The transcript has a single exon. Lineage: Eukaryota; Viridiplantae; Streptophyta; Magnoliopsida; Asterales; Asteraceae.